AUGGCAUCCCAGAUCCCAGCGCUCCCACAGUCCUACGCUCCAACAAAUGAGAGCGUCUUUUCUGACCAAUCUGGCUUCUUCUCUCUGGAUUCCAAUGUUCCUGGACUCUCUAGGGUGAUUCUCAAUAGCCUCAACAUGAAGGACUAUGGGCAAUACAGGGCCGCAGUCGAGGGAAAGAAUAAAGGAAUCUCUUUCCGCAACUACAAGGACAUGUUCAACAAGAUGGAGGAGACCUUUAAAUUCUGCACUGGCUGCAACAAACUCCCAGAGCAUCUCACUGAGGGACAGAGCCUCAAGCGCUGCGUCAAGUGUUUGAAUGUGUAUUACUGCACCAAGGACUGUCAGAGAAAGGACUGGCCUCAGCAUAAAAAGGUCUGCAAGAAGCUGCGACUGGUGGGCAUUGACAGACUUGUGGAGUGGCUGUCGUUUACUGGAAACCUGCCAUUCCCUACUAAGAAGUGGUGUAAGUCAGCUGCUGAGGUGAGGAACUGGGAAGACUGGCUUUCCAUGCAGGGUGACCUCAGUCCAUGUCUUGAUACCAUCUUGUCCGGUGGCAACAUGACAAAUCUUUGGAAGAACAACUGCAGGCCACGGCCAGAUGACGAUGACCUGCGACAGUCUUUAUGGCGGAUUCAAAGCGAGUUCCUCUCUAGGGUUCUCACAGUUGGCAUGGCUGUGCAGCACUUCAGCCUGGACCCAUAUGCUAAGCCUCUCACUAUUCACCUAGCAGGGGCAUCCCAUAAUGAAUCCAUGGGAGCCAGACUGACUGAUUAUGAUGAGCUGAACAGCAUGUUCCCUGGACACCAGGGCAUAGAGGUAGUCAUGGUGGGACCAGAGGUGGUGGACGGCCCCAUCGUGAGGCCUCCACUCAGGGCCUUUGGCCCCAGGCAGAGGGUCUACAUCAGCGCCUAUAAGGGUCUCUACCACCAGUUCUGGGAGGAGCUGGUGGAGAAAAAGGAAGCAGCCAAGCCAGACCUGGUGGUUGGAUAUCAUCCUGGGUUCCACGCUAACAAGGGUCUGAUCGAAGGUUGGCUGCCCACCCUUCUGCUGCUCAGAGACUUUAACAUACCCUCCUUCUUCACCAUGUUCAGUGAGAUGGAGCUCGAGUGCUCCCUGCAGAUCCUCCACGAGUUGGAGAUUCACAUCAGGGACAGUGGACCCAAUCCAUUCACCUCACAGAAGCCAGAGCAGGUCCAGGCCUGCCCCAACAAAAUGCCAGUCUACUGCAACUCUCAAUACAUCCGUUUCCAAGGACUGCAGCCACAACAAGAAUCUGAAGAGGCCAGUCCAGACAACUAAAAGGCCAUUAUGAAUAUUGUCAAAGCCUGGUUGGGGUGCCACAAGUCAUGCCCUUUAUAGAUGUGGGUUUCAAAAUAGGGUAUUGGGACUUUUUAGAGCUCCUGUAGAGGUUUUCUGCAACCUUUCAGAGAUGGACAACGCUCCAUCAUGCUGCCACUGGUCGCUGAAGCUCACAUAAGGUUCACACUCAUUUAUCACUUUUAAAAAGACACAUUCAUAGCUGCAACAGCGUGCCAAACACAGCUCUUUGAAUAUUUAAAUUAUUAAUUAACGAGGCAGAUUACAGAAAUCACUCAGAGCUCCGCUUAAGGCUCAUUUUGUUGGAUGAUUGCACCUGAGGGCAGCAGCAGGGCUCGGAGGUUUUUUGGUGCCCUGAGGUGAAACUGAUGUUGGAUACAAAGGCUCAUGGGUAUAUAAACGUAAUGAGACCAAAAUGAGUUCACUCAUCAUUUGACGGUUGCCUGUAAUUUGCUCUGCAGCUUGAUGUGUUCUCAAAUCACACACUAGCUGCAUCAAAUCAGAUCAUAUGCAUACUAAUGUAUCACAUGAUUUCAAACUAAACCUAAAUAAAUGAUAGAGUCACACAACACCUGAAUGUACCUUUAGUGUUUUGUAUAUUUUUUUCAUCAAUAUUCAUCUAGUCAUUGAGUUCUAGUUAUCCUCCUUAAUAGUAAUAAUAAUAUGAAAGUGGUUAAUACUCAAGCAUUCUGACAUGUAACAGGCAGGCUAUGACACCUUGUAUCUGUCUUUUGGACACUAUAUUGCAGUAUUAUUUUCAGAGUGUUGUGUUUGGACCCAGUACAGGACAUGUUUUUAUGCGCUGAGAAGACUCAUCCAAACUCUCCAAGGGCAAUAAUGCCUUUUACCUGUCUCUUAACAAUACAAAAGACAAGCAGCAUUUAGUUUUAUUCUGGUUGAACUGUCAGUAACAGUGAAACUUUAUGAUACAAUGCAAUCAAAAGACCAGCGUUAGCCACUGGGUUAAAAGUGACCAUCAAAUAAGUCACUUAUCUGAUUCUCAACAAAGCUGAACAUUAUGAGUGCCACUUAUUGCAGGCCUAUUAUACAGGAUUGAUUUAUAUUGCAAGGCCAAAAUCACUUUGCCUCUGUAGACUUAAAAAUGCCACUUCAUCACUAAACACUUU
This is a messenger RNA of Scomber scombrus (Atlantic mackerel), 2444 nucleotides long. RefSeq names its product putative protein MSS51 homolog, mitochondrial (gene mss51). The record is from RefSeq and is a predicted model, not a curated record. The transcript is spliced from 6 exons. The coding region runs from base 1 to 1299 and encodes 432 amino acids. Lineage: Eukaryota; Metazoa; Chordata; Actinopteri; Scombriformes; Scombridae.